This is a messenger RNA of Paramuricea clavata, 4583 nucleotides long. The record is from the annotation of a GenBank genome assembly. Lineage: Eukaryota; Metazoa; Cnidaria; Anthozoa; Malacalcyonacea; Plexauridae.
AUGGAUACUUCAUGUUCAAAUGCCACAUUGAGCGAUAGUGAUAAUGAAGAAGAGGCUAAAGAAGCACCUGAUCCUCUAUAUUCUGUGCUAAAAGAUCCCACAAGAGAUAUGUCAAAACUGGUAUGACAGUUUUUAUUCCUCGAAACAUGCUAAAAUCACCUAAGGUUGUUCAAUCUCUUGUUAGAAACAACAUUUCAUCUUCUGCAAUAUCUUCUGUUGUGCACGACAUUGUCACAGCAGUUGAUGGAGAUCCAUCUAAACUUAGCCUUAGCUAUGCAACAACACAAAGAUAUAGAGUUGAAACUGUCAAGACAAUUGCAGAUAAAAUUAAGGAAAAUUGGACUCCACCAUCCACUGCAAACCUCCACUGCGAUGACAAAUUGAUGGCUACCUUGGAUGGUGCUGGUCAACAAGAAAGAUAACUAGUUCUUCUAUCAGGUGUUGGCAGGACAAAGCUGCUAGGAGUACCCGCAAUUCCUCACAAGUCUACAGAAAAGACUGGGGAUUUGAUUUCAGAAGUUAGCAUUGAAUUAAUAGAGGAAUGGAAUUGUGCUGAGUGUGUGGCAGGUAUGGUUUUCGACACGACCAGCUCAAAUACAGGGUGCAAAACUGCUGCAUGUGUGGCGCUACAAAAUAGACUCAAUCGUCCCCUCUUAUGGUAUGCAUGUCAUCACCAUGUUGGUGAAAUCCUUCUGACUCAUGUGUGGGAUGCCUUGAAAAUUGUGAAAAGUGUCAAAAAGUCCAGAAAUUCUCCUAUUUAAAAGAUUGUUACCAGAGAAGUACCAGGCGGGAAGCGAAUUCUAAUGAUAAAUAUUAAAGCCCAGCAAAGUGCUUUUAAAAGAGCCAUAAACCAUUAAAUUUAAAAUUUUUAUUAAAGAUUUAGUAACGUUUCGUCUUAACUCAAGACAUCUUCAGACUAUAUUAAAUUACAAGCUGUAAGAGUAAUUAAGCAUAAAGUAAAGUUAUCAUAGCAAUAUUAAAUUACAAGCGAAUACGAGGUACACAAAACGUAAGGAUAAGAAAGGAUAAUGAAGGGAAGUGACGGACAAAAAUGAGAACAGACAAAUUAGACGACAACACAAACAGACAAAACAUAAAAAAGAGAUCAGAAUACGUGAAGAGGAAUUGAACUGCCUUGAACGUUGAGAGAGGGUUUCAUUUUAGAGAUAAAAAAGCUUUCAUAAAUAAGAAGUUCUUGUUCAUCUGAACAAGAGGAGAGGAUUUCGAAGUCGUCAAUAGAAGCAGCGUGGCCUGUGGAUGUGAGAUGUGAGAAAAUGCUGGACUGGGGAGGAUUUUUACAUUGUUUGCCAGUGAUAGGAGUGAUACCCAGGUGUUCCGAAACUCGGGUGUGUAGAUGGCGCGUGGUUUGACCCACAUACGAUGCGGAACAGCAUCGACACGUAAAAGAGUACACUACACCCGACCUCAUUCUACCCGGCAUUUAUUAAGACCCGAAUAAAAGACAUAGCUCAUUCUGGUUUCCGGAGCUAUAGUCGGCCGAAUUUCUUAUACUCGAAAGAAGAGAUCAACAUGCUAAAUGACUUACGAAAAAACAGUAACAUCGUGAUAAUGAGACCUGAUAAAGGUAACGGCGUUGUUAUUCUAAACAAAGAUGACUACAACAAAAAAAUGGAGGAAAUUCUGUCUGAUAACACGAAAUUUGAACUCUUGAAUGAAGAUCCUGUCAAAGCAACACUACAGCGCGAAAAUCAUGUCAAGACUCUGCUGAAAAAUCUGAAAACGUCUGAAUCAAUUGAUCAAAAAACUUACAAUGAACUGUAUCCUACAGGUUCACGCUUAGGCAUCCUGUAUGGACUACCUAAAACACAUAAAUGUAAUAUCCCACUUAGGCCAAUCCUUUCUUGCAUUAAUCAUUAUUCGUAUAAUAUUGCUAAAUUCUUUAUUCCUCUUCUCACUCCCAUCUCGACCAGCACUUAUGUCAUUAAGGAUUCCUUCUCUUUCGUCCAGGAACUUCUUUCUUCUGAUCUUGAUACGAGUAAUGUUAUAAUGGCUAGUUUUGAUGUUACUUCACUCUUUACUAACAUCCCUGUUGAUGAAACGAUUGAGAUAAUUACUAAUCGUUUGUUUUCUAACUGUUGUAGAUUUCAUGGCCUCACUCGUUCUGAUUUUACUAAACUCUUAAGUCUUUCUGUCAAAAAUUGUCAUUUCGUGUUCAAUGGUCGUUUAUAUCAUCAAGUUGACGGCGUAGCUAUGGGUAGUCCUUUAGGACCUUUGUUUGCUAACAUAUUUAUGUCCUUUCACGAAAAGGAUUGGCUUCACAACUGUCCUUCGUCUUUCAAACCACUUCUCUAUAGACGAUAUGUUGACGAUUGUUUCCUACUUUUCCGUUGCUCAGAGCAUGUACAGCUCUUUCUCACAUAUCUUAAUCGCCAGCACACCAACAUUCGCUUCACUAGUGAGGUUGAACGUGAUGGUAAGCUCCCAUUUCUUGACAUUGACAUAUCCCGCUCCAAUGGAAAAUUUUCUACUUCUGUUUACCGUAAACCUACGUUUACUGGUCUUUUUACUAACUUCCAUAGCUUUAUUCCACUUACAUACAAACGCAGCAUAAUAUCUUGCUUAAUACACCGCAUCUUUAGCAUUUGUUCUAGCUAUGAGACUUUCCAUCACCAACUUGAAGCAGCACGUAGAAUGUUUAUCUUAAAUGGUUUCCCUUCUCAUAUGUUCGACCGAUGUGUUAGAACUUUUCUUAACAAAGUAUUUCAACCUAAGCUACCUGUUCAUACUGUUCCUAAGAAAAUAAUUUAUUUCUGUCUCCCUUUUACGGGCACUCACUCCUUGCAAAUUCGCACGCAAAUCAACCGUCUUUGUCGUGCUGCUUUCCCACAUCUUGAUAUAAGAUUUGUCUUUCGAUCAACUAAACGGCUCUCAACCUUUUUCUCUUUUAAGGACAAAAUACCCAAAGCACUGAAGUCGGGUUUAGUGUACUCUUUUACGUGUCGAUGCUGUUCCGCAUCGUAUGUGGGUCAAACCACGCGCCAUCUACACACCCGAGUUUCGGAACAUCUGGGUAUCACUCCUAUCACUGGCAAACAAUGUAAAAAUCCUCCCAGUCCAGCAUUUUCUCACAUCUCACAUCCACAGGCCACGCUGCUUCUAUUGACGACUUCGAAAUCCUCUCCUCUUGUUCAGAUGAACAAGAACUCCUUAUUCAUGAAAGCUUUUUUAUCUCUAAAAUGAAACCCUCUCUCAACGUUCAAGGCAGUUCAAUUCCUCUUCACGUAUUCUGAUCUCUUUUUUAUGUUUUGUCUGUUUGUGUUGUCGUCUAAUUUGUCUGUUCUCAUUUUUGUCCGUCACUUCCCUUCAUUAUCCUUUCUUAUCCUUACGUUUUGUGUACCUCGUAUUCGCUUGUAAUUUAAUAUUGCUAUGAUAACUUUACUUUAUGCUUAAUUACUCUUACAGCUUGUAAUUUAAUAUAGUCUGAAGAUGUAUUGAGUUAAGACGAAACGUUACUAAAUCUUUAAUAAAAAUUUUAAAUUUAAUGGUUUAUGGCUCUUUUAAAAGCACUUUGCUGGGCUUUAAUAUUUAAAAGAUUUAAAGAGAAUUUUGCAUCCAUUACACGCCAAAAUAAAGACCUUCACUUUCCAGAACUCCCUGUUGAUUUAUUGGAAAGAAAAAGUGAAGUUUUAGAACUGUGCAAGAACUACCUGAAGCAGCCGUUUAGCAGGGGAGGCUACAAGGAACUUGUCUCUUUAGCCCUUCUUUACCUGAGUGAAGGAAAUGAGGUAGAAGCAUUAGAAGGCUUUUCAUUCAGCAGACCUGGUGCAUUACACAAAGCUCGUUGGAUGGCAAAACUUCUCUAUGCCAUUAAAAUGGAUCUAUUGGGUACCAAAAUUUUGGGUGAACUUCCAAGAGGUGCUAUAUUUGCAACUUGUCAGCUCCAGAAUAUACGUCGUUUUGUUCAGUUUGUUGUUUUCUGUUAUAUCCCCUGGUGGCUGACAGCACCUGUACCCUCGACUGCACCAAAAAAUGAUCAACUACUCAUCAAUUCUCUCAUCAACUAUAAGGAAAUAGAUGAUGUGAUUGCUGUGGCAGCUAUCAAGUGUUUUGGUAACCAUAUGUGGUAUCUUACAGAGGAACUUGUACCAUUAGCUCUUUUCAGCAACACAAUAAAUGUUGACAUCAAAGAGAAGAUGGUGACCAGGAUGUUGAAGCUUGGAGAAGGUGGUCUAUGUACAAAGAGGCAUGGUACAGGGUUUGGAAAGCCAACAUUUCCUAUGAUGCCAACAAAGGUAACAGAAGACCUAUCUAGAUAUGUGGGGAUAGAUUCUUGGUCUUUUUUCAAAAUAAUGAAGAUAAAACCAGAUUUCCUUUGCAAAUCUCUAACUGAUUGGGAGAGUGAUGAUGAUGGGCACAAAAAAGCUAAGCUCAUUGUAAAUAGCAUCAGUGUGGUAAACGAUGCUGCAGAGAGAGGUGUCAAGCUUGGUUACGAUUUUCUGGGAACAGCUGUUAAGGAAGAACGCUACCAGCGAGUAUUGCAGGUAGUUGAAAACUCCAGACAUACACUACCAAAUGCAAGAAAGAGAAAAUUGUUUUCAUCUUCAUGGUACCUCACUCUUUAA